Pelmatolapia mariae (spotted tilapia) is the source of this 1628-nucleotide messenger RNA. Its product is annotated as leucine-rich repeat-containing protein 27-like. Lineage: Eukaryota; Metazoa; Chordata; Actinopteri; Cichliformes; Cichlidae. Gene Ontology annotation, molecular function: protein binding. The transcript has 11 exons. The record is from RefSeq and is a predicted model, not a curated record. The coding region runs from base 97 to 1563 and encodes 488 amino acids. Gene Ontology annotation, biological process: signal transduction.
GGAGGCUUCCCGGCUCGCGUUCACAACAGAGGGAAGCCAUGUUUAUCCUGCCGCCCAAAUGAACCUCAGUGAAUUAUUCCACAAUCUCAUUAGAAAAUGGAUGGGUGGAGUCGGUUCACUGACUGGGAAACGGGAUUAACACGUUAUCUACACAGUGUGCGCAUUAGACAAACGACGAGAAAUUUCUCUGCCAAAAGACACUUGUGUAUUUUGAGUAUACCAGUAAAGCGUCUCGGCCUCUUUUGUGCAAUGACUUCCCCGGAGAAGGAGGCUGAGCUUCCUGGUGCGCAGCUUAGCUUUGUCUUUGGGAGCAGUGUUGUCAGAGCGCCGAUCCCCCGCACUCCUCCCGAGGAUGCCGAUCCACAGGAGCCCGCUGAAUGUUAUUCAACAGAGACGCUAUGUCUGAGCAGAUCUCAGCUGAAACAUGUUCCAGACAGUCCUUUGAGAAAUAGCAAGCUAAAGUAUUUGAGUCUUGAAGGCAACCAGAUAUGCAGUAUUCCAGGCUCCGUGUUUAUCAGCUUGCCCAACCUACUGUGGUUAGAUCUCAGGAAAAACCUAAUUGAGUCACUCCCACCUGAAAUUGGCUUGCACAGGUGCUUGAAAACACUGCUCUUAGAAGGGAAUCCUAUCUCUGAACUUCCACCUGAACUGGGAAAUGUGAUUACCCUCAAAGGUCUGAACCUAAGGGACUGCCCAAUCCACUUUCCUCCACAAGAGAUUGUGCAGCAGGGACUCCAGUCCAUCCUUCAGUACCUGAGGAGUGCUCUGGCUCACCGGCCAGUCAGCGCAAGGAAGACCCCUCCAGAGUUGCCAGCAGUGGAGAAACUCCAGCUGUUAGAGCUGAGGGGUAUGGAGGAGCAGGAAGAGUCAGGGGAUGUGGAGGAGCUGCAGAGGUUCAAGGAACUCAAGCAUCAGUUGAUCCUACUGGACAGAGCUGAGCUGGGCUCAAUACCACAACGUGAUAAAAACCUAAACCCCAAACUUCUCCUUUCUGGCAGGAGAAAAAAGACAGCCACCAAGGCCGGCAUGAUUCCCCAGCUCCCCCUUUUUGACUCGCCUCCUUGGAAGAGGCCAGAGGAAAGGAAGCAGGCUGCAAUGAAGGAGUUGAACGAGAAGAAGGCUAUUCUCGAGCAGAAGAGAAAAAGCCAAGUGUCUCUUCAGAAGUGCUGCACACAAGCCAGAAUCUCACAAGACAAGAAAAUGUCUGAGCACAAAGAGAAGAAGCAUGAAAGACAAAAAAGGCGUGAGGAAGCAGAAGUAGAUUCAAAACCUGGUUUUGAGGACAGCAGUGGUGCUCCUCGGACGUCUGGCGGGUGUGAAGGGGACAGAUCGGCCCGGGACCUGGAACGGCAGAUUUGUGCCCGUGCCGAGAAGAUACAGGAGAGGUGCAGGAAUCCCAGGGGCACAGCAAGCGAGCAGAUGGCAGCAGCGAUGGAGGAUGUGGAAGAGAUGAGGAAGUUACAGAUGCGGCUCCUGGAGAGGAAGAGAACUCAAGGACGAGAUCUUGAAAAAACUUUCAUGAUCUUUACUGGGGACACCUGGCCUGGUUUCCUUGAUAAGUGACAGAGACUACACACCUGCUGUUUGAGUUUUUGUGAUAUUUAAUUGAUAUGGAAAUAAAUCAAUAA